AUGAAAGUUGUUGCCUUAAUUCUUCUUGUGUCGAUCGGCGCAUUUUCUCAACAGCUCCCAUUAGACUCUGUCAAAGUCUUCCUAGACGCAGCCCACACUGCCUUUACUGGUGUAGGUGUUAACAACGAGAACUGUCUCAACCUUUCUGAACAAGACGCCCUCUUAACCCGCGUCAUCAAGCUUUUUUCAGAUUUCAGUGACUUUGCAUCACUCCAACAGCUUUACCUCGAUGUCGUAAUGUCAAGCAACGAAUUCAAAGCUUUCUUCGCAGAUUGUGAUGUCAGCGCUUUUACCAAUGCAAUCUCAAACAACUUCGAAAGAUUUGGCACUGAGUUCAUCCUUGAUAAAGCCGUUGGAAAAUAUGACGAAAUCCAAGUCAAGGCCCAAAGCGUAGCUGAAGCCCUCAGCCAACAAAACUUUGCCCAAGCUGGAAUUGAAUUCGGAACCCUCUUCGGAAUGGUCUUUGAGCCAGCUGAAGAUGCAAUGCUCCACAUGAACUUUGUAGGAAACGCCCUUACUCCUUUUGCCCAUGACUUCUGCAACUUUGUGCUAGGACUUGCUCUUGGAUUCCAGAAAUCACCUACCCCAUUGUCAAACUGCUACAAUGACACUAAGCUUGUGAGAAGUGCUUAUGAUAAUGCUGACGCAAUGAUUGACAAGUGCUUGAAAUUCAACUUCACUGCUUGCAAUAAUGUUCCAGCCAUGUUGACUUUAUUCAACACACAAGUUAUGGAAAGCUACAAUAAAUGCGAUAUCCAAAUCUUGGUUACAGAUAUUCAAGGACUUAAAGAGCCAGUUAACUUUAGCCAUGCAGUAUUCCUUUACUUCAGCAAUGAAGUAGCUAUUAAAGGGUACUUCAAUAACAUGGAAAAGUCGUUAGCUAAUUUUAUAAGGGGAAUUGAGCUUAUAAUAGUUGGGUUUAUGAUGAGAAAAAAAUUUAGGAAAAAAUAAAUUAAUUGUGGAUUUUAAUGAAAGUGAGGAGUAAGGGAGAUUUCUUAGGUGCAGGACAAAACUUCGCCUCAAUUUUCAGACUUGUUCUUGGCUUCUCGGUUAACUAA
Blepharisma stoltei is the source of this 1058-nucleotide messenger RNA. Lineage: Eukaryota; Ciliophora; Heterotrichea; Heterotrichida; Blepharismidae. The record is from the annotation of a GenBank genome assembly.